AUGGCCCGCCGGUAUCCCUUCUCCUCCAUCUUGAGCCUCCUGCUCCUCCUCCUCUCGUUGGCUGCCGUGCAAUCCCAGGCCGGAAAGCUACACCAAGAGCAUGGGGAAGCACCGGUUCGCCGCUCGACAGACGGCGUCGUGUCUCUGAGCGGCAGCCUCUUCGAGACAGACAACGUCGUGCCAGGCGAGCAAGCCCAUGCCGCAGCGAGACCUCGCCUCGUCCCGCGUCAGCUUCGAAACUCCACCACCAACGCCAACGCCACGAUUAGCGAAGCGGAGCAGAUCGUCCUCGCGGCGCAGGCCGAGGCCCGCGGAGCGCAACGCCCGGGCUCGUGCCCAAUGUGCGGACGAAACCGCUACGAGUUCCACUCGCCCACGCCGUCCAAGGGCCUCCUGUCGUCCAGCGGCGACGACAACGCCACGGGCGUCAACGAGACGGUGGCCGAGGCGGCGGCCGUGCUGACCGAGGUCAUGAUCCAAAACGGCACGCUCAGCGUCGACGACGAGUCUGCUGCGUCCGACGGCCCGCUGCAGGCCCGUCAGUCGGGUACCUGGUGGCUCGAGGGCAUGACGCAAAACGGCCUGUCGCCCUUUGCGCCGUCGGGGUACAAGGUGUGGCGCAACGUCAAGGACUACGGCGCCAAGGGAGACGGCGUGACGGAUGACACGGCCGCCAUCAACAAGGCCGUCUCGGACCAGAACCGGUGCGGUCUCGACUGCGGCAGCACUACGACGCUGCAGGCUGUGGUGUACUUUCCUCCGGGCACGUACAUUAUCAGUGGAAGCAUCAUUCAGUACUAUCACACGCAGUUCAUCGGACAUCCGACGAAUCGCCCCGUGCUGAAGGCGUCGCCGGCCUUUGUUGGUCUUGGCAUGAUCUCUUCUGAUGUCUAUGUUGAGGGUGGAGAGGGAGCCCAGUGGUACAUCAACCAGAGCAAUUUCCUUCGCCAAGUGAGAAACUUUGUGCUGGAUAUGACAUCCGCCCCUCUCCAAGCAUAUGUUGCCGCCAUCCAUUGGCAAGUCGCCCAGGCCACAUCCCUCCAGAACAUCAAGUUCGUCAUGUCCACCGUCGCUGGUAACAACCAGCAGGGCAUGUUCAUGGAGAACGGCAGCGGUGGCUUCAUGAGCGAUCUGGAGUUUGUCGGCGGCGCCCUCGGCAUGUACGUCGGCAACCAGCAGUUCUCCGUGCGCAACCUUAAGUUCUCCAACCACCUGUCCAAGGCCAUCGAGAUCCACUGGGACUGGGGCUGGACCUGGAAGGGCGUCGAAAUCUCCAACUGCCCCGUCGGUAUCGUCAUGGUGUCGCCCGACGCGACAACAAAGGUCGGCUCGGCCAUCUUCAUCGACAGCAAGAUCACAAACUGCCCCGUGGGUCUCCAGCUGCAGAAGCCGGCCGCCAAGGCCGCCAUCUCGCUGUCUCUCUUCUCCGUCACCACGAGCAACGUGCCCGCCAUCGUCAAGUACGUCGACGGCGCCACGCUGCUCGCCGGCUCGACGGGCACCAGCACCGUGGCCGCCUGGGGCGUCGGCAAGCGGUACGACACGCAGAACGGCGAGGCGUCGGGCGUCCAGCAGUCGGGCGCGUACCCUCGCGCGCCCGUCAUCUCGGGCGGCCUUCUCAAGAACCCCAGCAGCCAGACGUCCGGGUUCUUCGACCGUUCCAAGCCCCAAUCGAUAUUUUUUGUUGCUCGAGGUGUGCUCAUUCGAGAGCACCAAACCCCGUCUGGCUGUACCGGCACGGCCGAGCGAGCAUUGCGUCCUUCUACCCAGUACCAGACGAUCGAUGCGUCCAACAUCUUUCAUGGGCAUGAUCCAGACGGAAGUCGCCCUACUUUCAAAGACACGCCUCGAGCACCGGCGCCGUUCGGCACGGCGCCGGCCAUUUACAAGGCGUCCGAUCCCACCUUUGACUUCUGCAAGCCAGGCGAGCGCAAGUGCGCCGUGUCCUGGGGCGUCAGGAUCGUCAACAGUGAGAAGAUUUACAUCUACGGCGCCGGUCUGUACUCGUGGUUCGACAACUACGACCAGGCGUGCGUCGGCACGGAGGACUGCCAGAGGCGCAUGGUGUCCAUCGAGACGAGCAGCGAUAUCUGGAUUUACAGCCUCAUCACCAAGGCGACGAUCGAGAUGAUCAGCCCCGUGGGCGGAGUGGCCGUCCUCGGCAAAGACAACAAGAUCAACUACUGCGACGUCGUCAUGGCCUGGCUGGGCAGCGCCACGGGCGGGAGCGCGAGCAAGGGCGUCAUCUACCGCUCGCCCAUCUCGGCGACUGUCAUUCCUCUGUCGGCGACGACGGUGCCCAAGGGCGCCACGCUGACGAUCGACCGUCCCGUGGCGAGCAACGUCGUUUCGCUGCCCAAAGAUGGCAACCAGAACCAGCCCAAGGGUCCUGGAGCGUCAAAGUGCAACACCUGCGAUCUGGCCCGCGCCAUAUCCUCAACGUGCUGCGGCACGGGAGGCAGCUUGGGCAACCCCAUCAAUGUUCCCGCCGGCGUUCCGAUCCCGAGGCCUUUCCUCCUCCCGCCCGGCUUUGUUCCCAACCAGCCCAUCGUCGACACGGCCGGCAAAGAGUGGCAGGCCGGCGUUCCCUUGACGCAAGAAGUCGAGGUCCCAGCGGGCACAGUAUUCACCUUCCCGCUCAUCGUCCCGGCAGGCCUCCCUUUCAGUGACAAGUACACACCCGAGGAAAACCAGGACGACGACGACAGCGGCGCCCUCUACCUGCCUGCCGACUUCUGGGAGGGCGAGCACACCGUCAGCUGCCGGUACCCUUGCACCAUCGUCUACCCGCCGUCGGCCACGACGACCACCUGGAUCCCACCGCCGCUGACGACGGUGGUCAGCAGCCAGACCAUCACGUUCACGGUCGAGAAGCAGACGACAGAAAAGGUGCACAUCUCCAAGACGACGGUCAAGACGGAGAGCGGCUCGCAGCCGACCGUCAUUGUGGCUCCCGUCCCGGCGCCCAAGCCUCUCUGCAUCAGCUACACGAUCCCCGUCGUCAACAUCAAGGUCAAGUUCGGUCUCUGCCCGCCCGACCUCAAGCCGUUCCCCCCUCCGAUCCCCAAGGUCACCAUCAUUCCCGUGCCCCCCGGCGGCAAGCCGGGGCCCACGACGCCUGGCAACAAGCCUUCGGAGGAGCAGGAGCAGCAGGAGGAUGACGAGACGCGCGACAACCCGGUGUGCCCCUUUAUCCCGUACAUCUCGGACGACUACGACUCGGGCCUUCCGGGGUACAACCCCUUUGACCCGGAAAACUACGAUCCGGACACGGACAGCUACCCGUGGAAAAACGGCGGCAGCGGGAACAACGGCGGCGGCGGCAGCAGCAGCGGGCCGGGCGCCGGCACGGGAACGCCCAAGACGACGACGAUCCCCGUGCCGCCCAAGACGACGCGCACGACGACGGCCACGACGCCCGUGUCGACGAGCAACCCGGUGCCCAAGCCGACGGACCCGCCCAAGCCGAAGCCGCCGCAGCCGGGCACCAACAAGGCGACGUGCUGGGGCAGCGGGCGGCAGGUGUACGGGCACGAGCUGCAGGACGCGCUCAACAAGUUCUGCGACUACGCCGACGGCACGCGCAUCCACAGCAACCAGGAGUUCGCCAUCGCCAAGUCCGGGUCCUGGUGGUCGAUGCUGCACGUCGGCGUCACGGGCAAGAACAACUGCGAGUUCACGAUCCGCGCCCAGGAGUGCAAGGACAUCCUCAACGAGGUCGUCGGCUGCAAGCCCUACAGCGCCUCGCUGCUGCGCAUCGGCGGCUACGUCGAGAACAACUGCGCCGUCUGGAACCUCGAUCCCGACGCCAGCCUCGACGGCGAGUGUCCGCCGAUCCCCAUUCCCCUUUUGCGCUUGUUCUGCGCCGCAAAGCGCGUGUUUGACUAG
Molecule: messenger RNA, 3888 nt
Organism: Verticillium alfalfae VaMs.102
Lineage: Eukaryota; Fungi; Ascomycota; Sordariomycetes; Glomerellales; Plectosphaerellaceae
Product: glucan 1,3-beta-glucosidase
Exons: 7
Coding region: 1-3888 (1295 amino acids)
Molecular function (GO): polygalacturonase activity
Source: RefSeq, a predicted model, not a curated record